AUGUGGUACUCGUAUCUAAUUGAAAUUAAAAAACAAAAGUUGAAAAACUCGCUUUUCCUGAUGUCCAGUUAUUUGAUAAAAGUAAUUCUAGUAAUUUUCAAAGCUAUGAUUACGGAAAAAAUUACAAGUGUUAUAUUGUUUAAAUCAAAAUGUAGAAAUGUAAGCAUUAUCUCUGAAAUGUUAUAUAGAAUAUAGACCAAGCCUUAUACUAUUGGCUAGGAACAACUAGACUAAGAUUACUUAUAUCUGAGGCUCUAAAUCCGACAACUGCGGGAAAAUUGAGAGAUAUGAGACCCACUCCCAAUAAUAUAGCUUUUCUGGGCACUACUAAACGUAUAAUUGAAGAGUAUAACAAGGCUCUCCAAUUUAACUUGACGCAACACCCAGAUAGGGUGAACAUGGUCUUUAUCGACUUCAAAGAUAGUGCUUUCGAUAGAUCCCUCCUCAAAGGCAGACCAGUUCAUCUUCUGACACUGAAGACAGCGAUGUGUUGCAGACUUUUAAAUACACAAGAGCCCUGUGAAUGUAUCCUUGACACAGACAUCCAGAGAGUCUUUCUGACAGAAAGUUUAAAGUUUCUGUAUAAAGCUGUGGGUGAUAUUCAACAGGGAAAACUGGAGCUCAAAGUUACGAAGUGCAACUCUACCAGCAACAACGACGAGAUGAAGCGAUACUUUGAGGACGUUUUGGAAACCAACAUUAAGGGUCAGAAUUUAAUCAAGAAGGAGAAUUCCACCCUCAAACUGAGUUUAUCAGGACUUAUAGAGAUAGGCGCAGAUGAGUCGACGGACGUUGUGGCGACGUAUGAAGAUGGAGUUGUGACAGUCGUUGAAAAUAAGACGAUUCGAUCAAUCAAGCCCUUUUAUAGAAUCGGGAUUACACACGCACUGCCAUGGUCAUACAAAGCAAAAAAUCCAGCCACCGGAGAAGAAUAUUGGACAGGCUAUUGUGCCGAUUUUGCUAUGAAAAUUGCCGAACUGAUGGAUUUUGACUAUGAAUUUGUCGAACCAAAAGUAGGAACAUUUGGAAAGAAAAUCGAUGGCGUAUGGAAUGGAGUUGUUGGUGAUUUAGCAACGGGAGAAACAGAUAUGGCGAUUACAGCAUUGAUAAUGACAGCAGACAAAGAGGAGUUUGUCGACUUUGUAGCUCCUUAUUUUGAGCAAACAGGAAUAACAAUAGUUAUGAGGAAGCCUAUAAGGAAAACAUCGCUAUUCAAAUUUAUGACUGUUCUGAAGCUAGAAGUCUGGUUGAGUAUCGUUGCAGCCCUCAUUGUAACUGGGUUUAUGGUAUGGUUUUUAGACAAAUAUUCGCCUUAUAGUGCAAGAAAUAAUAAGGAGGCGUAUCCUUAUGAAUGCAGGGAAUUCACUUUAAAAGAAAGUUUUUGGUUCGCUCUAACAUCCUUCACGCCACAAGGAGGUGGAGAAGCACCUAAAGCACUGUCUGGAAGAACGCUAGUGGCAGCUUAUUGGCUCUUUGUCGUACUGAUGUUGGCUACAUUCACAGCAAAUCUAGCUGCUUUUUUAACAGUGGAAAGGAUGCAGGCACCCGUACAAUCUUUGGAACAACUAGCAAGACAGUCUAGAAUUAACUAUACUGUAGUAAGGGAUUCGGAAACACAUAAGUACUUCAUAAAUAUGAAGAAUGCCGAGGAUACACUGUAUAGAAUGUGGAAAGAGCUAACUCUGAAUGCUUCUACAGACGAUACAAGGUACAGAGUUUGGGACUAUCCGAUCCGCGAGCAAUAUGGUCAUAUCCUGUUGGCAAUCAAUGAUUCCGACCCGGUAGUCAAUGCUCAAGAGGGCUUUCGAAAUGUCCAGAAGCAUUUGGAUGCGGAUUAUGCGUUUAUCCAUGAUUCUAGCGAGAUUAAAUAUGAGAUCAGCAAAAACUGCAAUCUUACUGAAGUGGGAGAGGUUUUCGCCGAGAAACCAUAUGCCGUGGCUGUCCAGCAGGGUAGUCAUUUGCAAGAUCAAAUCAGUAAAACCAUACUCAAACUUCAAAAAGAUCGAUUUUUCGAAGGUCUCCAAGAAAAAUACUGGAACCACUCUGCUCAAGGAAACUGUCCAAAUACCGACGAUAAUGAAGGCAUAACUUUGGAAAGUUUGGGUGGAGUAUUCAUAGCAACUCUUUUCGGCCUUGCUCUAGCAAUGGUAACCCUAGUAGGAGAAGUACUAUAUUACAGAAGAAAGCAAAAAUUGGAAGAAGCAAAUCGAAAACAACAAAAAGCUUUGUACUCAACAAAAGGGAGUUUCUUUACCGACAAUGUUAUACCUGGUAAAAUACUGGUGUCGCAGUUCCAACCUAAGAAUCAGUUACCAGUCACUAUAGGCACAAGUUUCAAUCCUGUUAAUGUCAAAAAUAGUGAAAUUGAGAAAGAGCGCCGAGAUAUGAAACUGUCUCAUAUUAAUUUGUACCCUAGAGCUAGAAAUCGGAUAACACACGUUAGCAACAACUGAAAGUGAAACAGGAGUUAUAUUUUUAUUGGUAAUAAUAGUAAUUCUGUAGUAGUAACAAAAGGUACCUUUCAGUUUGUUUACCUUUUAAUUGUGUGUUUAAGUACAUAAUAAAAUAUAG
Acanthoscelides obtectus is the source of this 2571-nucleotide messenger RNA. The record is from the annotation of a GenBank genome assembly. Lineage: Eukaryota; Metazoa; Arthropoda; Insecta; Coleoptera; Chrysomelidae.